Molecule: messenger RNA, 380 nt
Organism: Acipenser ruthenus (sterlet)
Lineage: Eukaryota; Metazoa; Chordata; Actinopteri; Acipenseriformes; Acipenseridae
Product: mitogen-activated protein kinase kinase kinase kinase 4-like
Exons: 3
Biological process (GO): protein phosphorylation
Molecular function (GO): ATP binding; protein kinase activity
Source: RefSeq, a predicted model, not a curated record
UUUCAGGGACGACAUGUCAAAACAGGCCAACUUGCAGCCAUCAAGGUUAUGGAUGUUACCGAGGAUGAAGAGGAGGAAAUUAAACUGGAGAUUAAUAUGCUUAAAAAAUACUCUCACCACAGAAACAUUGCCACUUACUAUGGAGCUUUCAUAAAGAAAAGUCCUCCAGGACACGAUGACCAGCUGUGGCUUGUCAUGGAAUUCUGUGGGGCAGGUUCCAUCACAGACCUGGUGAAGAACACAAAGGGAAACACCCUGAAGGAAGACUGGAUCGCAUACAUCUCCAGAGAGAUCCUCCGGGUGAGAGAGAGUUUCAUCCUGCUUGUUAUCUACACAGUGGUUCACUCCCUUCCAACUAGGCAUUUUUUUUGUUUGUAGCA